CCCAUUCUUCAUGUUUUCUCAACCCUAAUACACAACGCACAAAAGCUGAAAAUGGCUCAAAUUAUUCUCUCAUUCUUCAUCAUCUCUCUCACCAUCUUUGGUUUUUCGGGCACAGUUGAGUCGCGCUCACGUGCAAGGAUGUACCUUCAGGCACAAUGCCAACAAACAAUAUACUUUGAUCUAUGUGUGAGAACUCUUUUACCCUAUACUACCAAAAAAGAACUACCAAGCCCACGAAGAUUAGCUCAAAUCACGCUAACCACAUGUCUAGUCAAAGCUCGGUUUACCAAGGUUUAUGUAGGCAUGAUAGCAAAACAAUACAACAAAACAAAGAAUCCUGGAGAAUACCAGGCUUUGGAAGACUGUCUGAAUCAAAUCAGUUAUGGAGUAAACCAAAUUACUCAAUCCGUCAAAGAAUUACAACAAAUGGAUACAGAUGUGGAAGAAAAAUUUGUGUGGCAUGAGAGUAACAUUAAGUCGUGGGUAAGUGCUGCCUUAACGGACACUACAACAUGUAUGGAUGGACUUUUGGGGGACACACUUGGGUAUAAGGUAAAAAGUAUGAUUAAAGCACGGUUUUUGAACGUUAAACAACUCGCUAGCAAUUCUCUUGGGAUGUUCAAUCGUUUCACUACAAGGCAUCGUGCUUCUCGCGCCAUCAGGAACCCUUAAAUUUGGUUAUUAUAGAGUCUUAUAUAUAUACAUAUUUCAAAAUUUUAUGGUUGUGUUUGAGAAAUAUUUCUUUAAUUUAAUUCAUGUCGAAGCGAUAUACGGUCGAUGUAAUAUGUGAAUAUCAAGUUUUGAGAAAUAUAUAAAUUUACAAGUCUUGCAUUGUUUUUGAAAAAUCAGUCGUGACAUUUGGUUAAACACAUAAUCAAUAGAUCAAAUGUUUUUAUCACUACAAAGAAUAUAGGCGAUGAAAAUAGAGUAUCCACGUACUUCUAAACAUGUAAUAAACAUUUAAUCAGUCUAAAAGACCACGUACUUCUAAACAGGUAAUAACCGUAAAUUUAGUAAAAUCCAUAUGGCUGAGCAGAUCAAAACAGGAUUUGGUAAAUUUAAAACUUAAAAAAAAAAAU
Molecule: messenger RNA, 1079 nt
Organism: Lactuca sativa (garden lettuce)
Lineage: Eukaryota; Viridiplantae; Streptophyta; Magnoliopsida; Asterales; Asteraceae
Product: pectinesterase inhibitor 9
Biological process (GO): negative regulation of catalytic activity
Molecular function (GO): enzyme inhibitor activity
Source: RefSeq, a predicted model, not a curated record